Anolis sagrei ordinatus is the source of this 8606-nucleotide messenger RNA. The record is from RefSeq and is a predicted model, not a curated record. NCBI's taxonomy places the organism in Eukaryota, Metazoa, Chordata, Lepidosauria, Squamata, Anolidae.
GAUUGGGAGAAGAGAAAGCAGGGAAGGAGGAAGGGAGCCCAGGAAGGAAGGGGGAGGAGAGAGGAAGCCCGGCAGCCCCCAAGGCCAGCGAGGAAGAGGGGCAGCCUUGGCCCACACCCGGGGACCCUGGGAUGGCCUGGCCGUGGGGGUGAGGAGGAGGAGGAGAGAGGGGCUGGCGGCAUGGGGCCCCCUCCUCCAAAGAUGCCCGCGCCCCUCGCCCUCUGAGCCAGCCGCCUUCAUUCUUCUCCGCCGGCCUGAAAAGUUUGGCCUCGCUCGCUCCUUCCAACCUUUGUGUGGCUUCUUGGAGAGGAGGAGGAGGAGGAGAAGAGGAGGGAGGAUCCGGGGAUCUCUCGAAUCCCACCGUUUUCCCGGGACUUGGAUCCGUUUGGGGGUCUCCUUUCUUGGCUGGCUUUUGUUCCCCUCCAAAGCAACCUUUCUCUGCGUGCGUCCUGCCAAGGUUUCUCUUGCAAACUCUUGGAUUGUUUGGGUCUUUUUGGGGCUGCCCCUUCUUCCCUCUUCUCCUUCCUUUCCACGGGAGUCAAGGCUCUUCCCCUUGGAUCGCGGAGGAGAGAGAGAAAGAGAGAGAGGUUUGCCUUGUGGGAAGCUUUUGGAGAGCUUUUGGAGAGCUGGGGACCUUUUCCCAAACAAUGGCGGAGAGGAGGGACCUUUUGGAGAGGAGCAGCAGCAGCGCUUUGCACCGCAGCCUCUCCGCCAAGGGUUUGGGGCGGAGGACCGGGCCCACGGGGCAGGAGGGGGGAGGAGGAGGAGGGUCCCGGGAGGAGCCCACGCCACCCGUGCCUGUGCCCGUGCCUGUGCCAGAGGCGCACUCUCUGUGCCAAGCGCCGUGCGUAAAGGCGCACCAGCCAAGCGCGCCGGCCAUCCUGGGGCGGAGAUCGCCCGUCCGAGCGGCUUCUUUCAGCGUCCUUUCCCGCAACGUGGCCAAGACCUCCUCUUCUUCCUCCUCCUCCUCCUCCUCGGCUCCGUCUUUCCCCGUUUCGGAGCCCUCCCACCGGCCUGUGAGGAGCCUUUCUCCUUCCGUGCGCCAACUUUCCUUGCGCUUUGGAGAGCCCCGAGGCGCCGACGCGCAAGACGAGGAGCAGCAGCCGCAGGCGCGCAACGAAGGACGAGAACGAGCCCUCGCUUCUGCCUCAGGCCCUCGACCCUCCCUGCUCGCUGGAGCUGCCUCCUCCCUUGAUGAACCCCAUCCAGAGGCGCAGGAAGCCAGGACUUUGGGGAAGAGAGGCACCUGUUGUUGCCCAGAGGCUCCAUCUUCCCUUCUGGUCUCUGCUGCCACCUAUGAGGCUGACCCAAGGGGGAAAGAGGGGCUUCAGGGACCCUCUGCAUCUCUUCCUUCUCCUCCUCCGCUGCCACUUCGGAGUCUCCAAACACUGAGCCCCAGGAGCAGCGUGGAGGCAUCGUCCGCACUCGACUGGCCCAAAGUCACCGAAAUGCGCAAACUUUUUGGGGAGAGCUUUCGGCGCCCACAGGCCAAAGGAGAGGCCACACAGGAAGGUGGGUCGGGCCCCCGGUCGGCUCCCAAAGGUAGGGAUUUGGGGUCAGGGAAUUGGGGGUUCCCUCCUCCUCCUUCAGCCCCACAAUUGCAACGAGGGGGCAUUGGCAUGGACACCUCAUUGCGGGCACACUUUGUCCCCGAGGAGCACAACAAGGAGACCCCGCCACCCCCACCUCCCCGCAGCUGCAUUCCUUAUCCAGGACUUCGGGGGCACCGGCGGGCAGUUCCACAAGGAGGCAUUGCCCAAAGGGAGGGUGAGAGGCCACCAGCGCAGGCCCCCCAUCUUCAGUGGGAUGGUUUCCAUGCUUGCCCUGCUUCUCCUGCCCAGCCAUCCCCAAUUGGACCUGGCUGUGUGGCCCCAGCUCCUGUCUCCUCAACAGGCAGCAGCCCAAGGCCAGGGGAGAUUUCCAGCAGCAGCGAGGAAGAACUUCUGGGGUCCAGGCCAAAGGGUUCCCAGCCAAGUUCCUUGAGUUCCAGCCUUGGCACCUCAGAGGAUAACCGUUGGCAGAUAUCUUUGGAGAGAUCUUCGGGGAGUGAGGAUGAAGAAGGGGAAGGCUUGUCGGCCUCCCGGAAACCUUGCGCCCAGAGGAAGAAGGACGGGAUCCAGGGCCAGGCCUUCAGGGGUGACCUUUCAGCCGGCAUGGAGUGGCACUUGAAGGCCCAGGAGGACUUGUGCCAGUACAUCUGUCCCUUGCCCACUGAGGAAAGGACCGAGCUGACUCCUGCUGCAGCCUUGCCCUGUGAUGGCAACCCAAUAGGCAGCACAGAAGGACACAGGCUCUUCACCCGUGGCCUGUCAGAAAGCUCUCUGCUUAGUACCCCAGGUACACUGUCCUCGGCAUCCCCCCUCCCUCACGUUUCCAGGGUCUCCAAAGUGAGCAUCCCCCCUUUCGUGCCAAGCCCUUCUGGCUCCCGAAGCAGCAGUCGCUACUCUAGCACGGAGACUCUGAAAGAGGAAGAGUUGUUGGGGGGUUCCUGGGGCAGCCAAAGCAGGAGCUUUCAGGGGGGUCUCGGGGUGUUCCGCUCUCCAAGCUUCAACCAAAGCAGUAGCCUCGCCAGGCUCCAGUCACAGGUCCGGGCCCGUCCAAAGCUGCCGUUGGGGAUUGUCAAAACAAAACAAGAACUCCCUUCCUUUGAAAAUCUGCAGCACUGCGGCCUGGAGGCGGUUGAGUCCUCCAAGCACAGAAAAUCCAUGUCCAACCCGGACAUUGCAACAGAGACUCUGGCCCUCCUCAACUUCCUGAAAUCAGAUCUGUCCGAACUGAAGGCCAGGAAGAAAGGCAGCCGGGCCAAUGAACCAGCGGAAACGACUUCGGGAAGCAGCCAUAGAUAUGAGAGGUACCACCAUAGUGGAGCUGGACACCAAAUGGCAGGAAGAUCCCAAAGCGAGGCUCAGCCACUGAACCGUUGCGCAGUGGGUGGCCGUCCCACUCUGAAAGACCUCACAGCAACUUUGAGGCGGGCCAAAUCCUUUACCUGUUCCGAUAAGCCGCAGGUUCCCCGUAGAUUCUUCCUCCAGAAUACCAUGAAGCAAAGCUCUUCAGAGCUGUACCUGAGCACCCUGCAAGCCACUAAUGACUACAACGAUGGUGUUUCUGAGACAGGCAGAGACAGAGAGGGAGAUGGUCUGCCGGUCAUCAUCCAAGACCAGUACAUUCAAGAAGCAAGGCAGGUCUUUGAGAAGAUUAGUAAGAUUGGCUCCCAGCAUGAUUACAACUUUGCUUCAGACCCAAAGGACAGAAGUAAUGUGAAAGCGGGAGAAGGGGACACAGAAAUGCAGAAGAAGGAUGCCUUGGAAGGUGGAUGUGAGGAGUGCUUGAAGAAAGUUGAUUCCGAAGGCAACCUUUCCUGUGGGAAAUCCUUAGAAGAACUCUCAGGUCCCGAAUCUAGCAUGACUGAUGAGGGGAUCGUCACCGAAGUGGAGACAGGCCCUCCCUAUAGCUAUCUCAACCCAUCGGUUGAGGCAUGGAAAGCAGCAAACCAAAGAAGAGGGAGUCAGACCAGCCAGUUAGAGACCAACGAAGGUCUACUUCAAAGCCACACAACCAGACCAAAUAGUGAGAAGGAUGAGGCCCUUCCCAAUAACAAAAUGGCACCCCAAGGUUUGCUCGAGGCACCACUGACCCCCAGCGCCCUUCGACGCCGGAGGAAGUUUCCAUCAGUUGGGAACAAUGGCUCUGAGUCCAGUAACGGAAGCAACGGGGAACCCAAUGGUGAAACCUACCGAUCCUUGAGUGACCCCAUGCCCCACAGAAGGUGUUCCAUCACUGAGGACUCCAAGAACUUCUCAGUCGAUAGCAAUCUCCUUGGGUCACUGAAUGCGAAGUCUGGCAUCCCAGAAUCCUCAGCUGUGGCCCUGUCCGAAUGUGCCGGCAGCGCUGCCAGUGACUUGUCUGUCUGCAGCGAUGGCGUCAAGGACUACAACACUGUGAUCCAGAACAUUGUUAGCCAACCUGGGGCCAUGGAUAAAGUGAUUGAUGAGAAAGGGAAUGGGAAGACCAUCAAGAAGAAGUCCUUCAGCGAUCCCAGUCGGCGUGGAGAGCUCGCCAGCGCAGGGUUCGAUGGUCCUGGAGAACCCAUCAGUGAGAUGGAGCAGAGCAUCCCUCCAUCCAGCAGCGAGCCCAUCCUCUCUGAGCAAAGGGAUCAGCUACGGGAACAGGAAGUAGGCCGGCUGGGCUCCCUCUCGGAGCAUGUUUUGCCCCCGCAGUCAGACAACGAGAUGGUUGGAGAGACUAAAAACUACAGCUUUGAUCCCAAACUGGUGGAUGUUCUGUCUCCCCGGAUAGUCCGGCGAAGCUCCAAGAAGCGCACCAACAGGGUCAAUGGCCAGGAACAUAGAAAUGAAGAGUCCCCUGAAACCCCAAGUAUCACUCCUGCUCUCAGUAGAGCGAGACCGUCUUCCAAACAUGUCCGCCACACCAGUGAGCCCACCACCUUUAUUCCCAUUGGGGAUACCACCAGUCCACCGGCGUCCUCGAACCAGAACCUCCAUGGUGGCCCACCACCAGGGCUCUCCCGCCUUCCCUUGAAGCCUUACCCUGUUCUUCAAGCACCAUCCUUGGAGGAUGUCACCAAGCACUACAUGUUGACCCUUAACUCAGGGGAGCCAUCCUCUGCUGGCACUGUGGAUACACCCAGAUCUUCACCCGCCACACCAACUGCGUCUGAACCCAAGCUGCCCAGAUGUCCAAAGCACCAUGAAGAUCCAGGCACCGGCGUCAGCAGAAGCAAACCACAAGUGGAUAUGCGGAAACAUGUUAUCAUGACUCUCCUGGAUACUGAGCAGUCCUACGUGGAGUCUCUCCGGACCCUAAUGCAGGGCUAUAUGAAGCCUCUGAAACAACCAGAAAACUCCAUCCUCUGUGACCCUUCCUUGGUGGAUGAGAUCUUUGACCAGAUUCCUGAGCUUUUGGAGCAUCACGAAGAGUUCCUGGAUCAGAUCUCGGAGUGCGUGCAGAACUGGCACGAGAAGCAGAAAGUGGGAGACAUCCUGGUACAGUCUUUUUCCAAGGACAUCCUGGUGCACAUUUACUCCGCCUACAUAGAUAACUUCCUCAAUGCCAAAGACGCCGUGAGGAUUGCCAAGGAAGCCAAGCCAGCCUUUAUGAAGUUUCUGGAGCAAAGCAUGAGGGAAAACAAAGAGAAGCAGGCCCUCUCGGACCUCAUGAUCAAGCCCGUGCAGCGCAUCCCACGCUACGAGCUCCUGGUCAAGGACCUCCUGAAACACACCCCAGAAGAGCACCCCGACCAUCCCUUCUUACUAGAAGCCCAGAGGAGCAUCAAGCAGGUGGCCGAGAGGAUCAACAAAGGGAUGAAGAGUGCGGAGGAGGUGGAGAGGAACGCCCGGAUCGUGCAGGAAAUUGAGUCCCACAUCGAGGGAAUGGAAGACGUGGGCCUUCUGGGAGAGGGAUGCGUACAUCCUCAUAAAGUGUCUUCCUCCCAGCGAUGGAACACAAAGGUCUCUCCAACAGACCUUAAUCCUCAGCUCCAGGCCCCGCUGCGGAGGUUCCUGCGCCAGGAGAUGGUGGUGGAAGUGAAAGCCAUUGGUGGAAAGAAAGACCGUUCCCUUUUCCUCUUCACAGACCUUUUGGUCUGCACCACUUUGAAGCGCAAGUCGGGGUCCCUGCGCCGAAGUUCCAUGAGUCUUUACACAGCCGCCAGUGUUAUAGACACAGCCAGCAAGUACAAAUUGCUCUGGAAGUUACCCUUGGAAGAUGUCGACAUUGUGAAAGGGGCCUCUCAGUCCACCAACCGCGAAAGCAUCCAGAAGGCCAUUUGCCGUUUGGACGAAGACCUCAGCACCCUCGGCCAAGUCAGCAAGCUUUCCGAAACGCUCAGUUUUCCCCAUCAGGGCCUGGAUGACGUGCUGAAGGACCUGAUGGCGUCCAUCCACCGAGAGCUGGCCGAGAAGCAGUCGCUGUCCUUCACCAUGUCCUUCCCGCCGAACAAGAUGGAGCUGACGGCCACCAAGGCGGACGGCACUGAGUCCUACAUCUUUGAGUUUCCCAACCCUGAUGCGCGCCACAGCUUCGAGCAGGCCUUUGAGGACACCAAGAAGAAACUAGCUUCCAACAAAAACUGCCUGGACCCCGAGUUCCUGAAGGCCAUUCCCAUCAUGAAGACGAGGAGCGGGAUGCAAUUCUCCUGUGCCUCUCCCAGCCACAGCAGCCCUGAAAACGCCUACGAAGUCUGGGUUUGCAACAGCGACGGCUACGUGGGGCAGGUCUGCCUCCUCAGCAUCCGGAAGGAGCCCAUCGUCGAAGCCUGCAUCGCCGUCUGCUCCGCCAGGAUCCUCUGCAUCGCCUCCGUGCCGGGACUCAAGAGGACCUACAGAGAGCGUCCCACGUCUCUGACCAGUCCGUCCUCGGAACCGGUCCAGGUGGCGAACCUGGAGGAGCCUGGUCCUCAGCAGUGCCUGCAUAUCUCCAUCUCGGGGUCUUCCUUGGAGCUUUCGGAGCCAAUGGACAGCACCAAUCGGGACCUGGUGCCUUUUGACAGCGAUGAUACCGAUGACGAGUCCUCACCCAGCCCUUCUGGGACCCUCCAGAGCCAAGCCAGCCAUUCCACCAUCUCCUCCAGCUUUGGAAAUGAGGAGAUCCCGAGCUCUAAAGAUGCGACAGCAGAAACCACCAGCUCUGAAGAAGAGCAAGACCCCGGAGCCUUCCUUCCGCUCAGCUCCGCUUGCGCCCAGAACCGGAACAGCGAGAGCCCCAUGGACGGCCGGGCGAUGCGGCGGUCGAGCCGAGGGUCCUUCACCAGAGGAAGCCUGGAGGACCUGCUGAGCACCGACCCCGAGGCCUAUCAGAGCUCCAUGUGGCUGGGCACCGAAGACGGAUGCAUCCACGUCUACCAGUCUUCAGAUAAUAUCCGCAACAGGAAGAACAGCAUGAAGAUGCAGCACUCGGCCUCCGUGACAUGUAUCCUGUACCUUGAUAACCAGGUGUUUGUGUCUCUGGCCAACGGAGAGCUCAUCGCCUACCAAAGAGAAGCAGGGCGUUUUUGGGAUGCUCAGAACUCCAAGUCCCUCUCGCUGGGCUCUCCCGGGAGCCCUGUGACCAAGAUGGUGGCUGUGAGCGGGAAGCUGUGGUGCGGAUGCCAGAACAGAGUCAUCAUCCUCAACACAUCCAUCCUGCAGCAGGAGCACACCUUCCAGGUUGGACAGGACAGCAACCGCAGUGUCACCUGCCUGGUCAGCUCCAGCGUUGGGGUCUGGGUCACUCUCCAAGGCAGUGCCCAAGUGAGGCUGUACCACUCGGUCAGCUAUGACCAGUUGGCUGAAGUGGACAUCACUCCGCCGGUCCACAAGAUGUUGGCAGGGUCGGAUGCCAUCAUUCGCCAGCACAAGGCCGCCUGCUUGCGCAUCACCGCUCUCUUGGCCUGCAAGGACCUUCUCUGGAUCGGCACCAGCGCCGGAGUGGUGCUGACCCUUUCCAUCACCGCCAAUGCCACUUCCUUGAAAACUCCUCCAUUGCCAGUGGGCCUUUCCCAAGGACACACAGGGCAUGUCCGCUUCCUCACGUCCAUUGAGCUGCCUGAAGGCUUUGAUGUCCUCUUCCCCUUGCCAAGAGAUCCAGGUACAGAAAAGUCCAACGACUUGGAGAAGCGGGACUCCGUGAGGCACCGGCCGUCCAAGUCCAAGAUGCUGGUGAUCAGCGGCGGAGACGGCUACGAGGACUUCAGGCUCACCAACAGCAGCGAGACGGUGGGCCGGGACGACAGCACGAACCACCUCCUCCUCUGGAGGGUCUGAGUGGGUCGCUCCCAGCAGGAGAAAGGGAGAGAAGGGGAACGCUGCGGUCCCGUGCAUCCUUGCUGUCCACCGCUCUCUCUGCCGUGUCUCAUCGCCCGUCUUGAAUGUCUCCGGGAUCCACCGCACGGGGGGAGAGAGACCUUUUGAGACGGAUGCUGUGCAGCCUCUUCCCUUGCCUCUAUCAUGCACGCCCUGUGCCCACUGCCAUUGUCAUGUGUGUGGAAAGCACAGGUGGGCAUCAACUAGGCACUCCGGAAGAGAGAAAGAGAGAGAAACAACGGAGGGCCCCAGCCUUGCUUAGGACAGGAUCGAGUGCUUUGUGUGAAUUGCCAGGAGCGUUUGGGUGUUUCGGUAUCUCCAUUUUGAUCCUCAGAGUACAAACAAGACGUCCACAGCAAUCUAUUCCCAAUAUAAAUACCAACCUGGAGAGAGAGAGAAAGAGAACAGUGCAAGACCCCAGCCUUACUUUGGAUGGGAUUGACUGCUUUGUGUGCAUUGCUUGGUAAGGAACCCCCAAACCAAACCUGAGAGCGUUUGGGGAUUUUGGCAUUUCCAUUUUGAUCCUCGGAGUCCAGAAGUUGGCUCGGACAAAUGAGACUCCACAGUAGUCUGUUCCCAAUAUAAGUAGGAACGUUUACUAUUAUUUUUUCCUGCCCCUUGCACUUCCCAACUGGAUACGGAUGUCGAAAUAUUCAGCUCAAGGUCACCAUUAUAUUCCAAACAGCACACAGUUACCUUCGUAAUAAUCCUCACAAGAGUCAGCUGCACCGUCGCCUCAACAACCCUAAUGGAUUUGCUCCCAUGUCACCAGCAUAUGGACAACUUGGGGGUGUGUGUGUGUAU